GUACCAAGUCGACCGCCUUCAAAAAUAACAGCAAAAAACCACACGAGUCUUGCAGAAAUUCCCAUUUCUUGGGAACCAGUCCCUCAAGAAUUCAUACACGGUCGACAUGUCGGUUACCGAGUUACUUAUCAAGAUGUUUCCAUUGGAGACCUGCCCGCGUAUUUCGAGCCAGUGAUGUGCAUCGACAUUGGGAAUGAGAACACUUCUAUGAUACUUCGAGAUCUGGAACCACUUGUAGUGUAUAAAAUAACCGUGGCAGCCAUAUCGAACCAGGGACCUGGACCCAAAGGUGUCACAUUUGGAGGUAGGUGGAGAUAGACUUUAUAUAUUUGUUAACCAAUCCCCUUCUGACCAGUAAAACAUGGGUAAGGACCUCUGUAAUAGACCCAUCCCCACCCCACCCCCUACCUGCCUUUUAUGGGUGUAACGCCUGUGCGGUUAAUUCCCCCUCCAUCGUUCUCUGGUGAGCUCUGACUAUGAAGAGAAAGCCACCACGUUAAUCACGCGUGAAAUUAUACACAGCAAGAUUGCACAAACGCCUUUAUUUCCGCUUCCUCUGUCUCCAUAGAAACUUGCCGUUGCUAUAAGCAUCUAACGACAAACUGGAGAAAUUACCCUCCCUAUGUCGAUCUGAAGUCUUUAAGCAGUCCUGGCGUUAUCAUACCACGUCUUCUCGAAGAAGUAAUCAAUGAAUGCUGUGGGGAGUGCCGUGCACAUGGAAAAUCAGAACUGGACUUCAGCCGCAGUGGAAAUAAUGGGACUUCGGAGCAAAACAGGUCAGAGUAUCUUCUGGAAAAUAUUGAUAACCAGACGGAUUUUUCCUUUCCGGUUAACGGCUACAAGUUGCAGAACAGUUACAGGGGAGGAUUGGAGUAUUCACCGUUUGUUGAGUCUGCUGGGGUGGCGUUUCUGACUUUCCAGGAUUCCUCUGAUGCGAAGCACGCCAUGUUUGUAACGCUCGAGGCGUGCUGGCCUGUUGUGGUGCUGUCUUUGGUGAUGGCUUACAUUGCGGGGCUGAUAAUGUGGUUACUGGUCAGUUGUGGCUAUUACAAAAUUUGAUUCACAUUGACACACAUGCAGUGCUCCUUGUAAACGAGAGAUAACAUUACAAAAGUAUUUCAACAUAUUGCUACAACACAUUUUUUCUUUUCCUUUUUUUUCUGCAUUUAUUUAAUUGUUUUGUUUAUAUGUUCAUUAUUCGUUUUUUCAUUUAUUUAAAGGAUACAAAAUCUAACAAUCAGCAUUUCCCUACCUCUUUUAUCCACGGAGCCUGGGAAGGAGUGUGGUGGGCGUUCGUAUCCAUGACAACCGUUGGG
Messenger RNA from Pocillopora meandrina, 1316 nucleotides. The record is from the annotation of a GenBank genome assembly. Lineage: Eukaryota; Metazoa; Cnidaria; Anthozoa; Scleractinia; Pocilloporidae.